GUGCUCCUCCUGCAUGUAGUGACACAUCCUGUUCCCGUGGACCCAUCUUCGCAGGGUGGUGGUGCUGGUCGUCAGAGGAAGAGCCUCCUGCACCGAGAACAACAGGAAGGGGUUCGAACUCACGGCUGCGUCUGAAUCCUCCGCGGAAAAACUCCUCCGGACGCUUCAGCGAUGGCGGAGGCCCACCAGGCGGUGGCGUUCCAGUUCACCAUAACCCCGGAGGGCAUCGACCUCCAGCUGUCCUACCAGGCUCUGAACCAGAUCUACCUGUCCGGAGUCCGAUCGUGGAAGAAACGAGUCAGCCGCAUCAGGAACAGGGUGAUUAAGGGAGUGUACCCCGCCAGCCCCUCCUCCUGGCUCUUCGUCGUCAUAGCGAUCCUGGCCACCAUGUACAUGCGCUCGGAUCCCAGCAUGGGGCUCAUCGCCAAGAUACAGCAACACCUGCCGCUCAGCCUGCACGUGUCGCUCAGCGCUCAGGGUCAGACCAUGUUGUCGGCGCUGGUCUUCAGCACCCUGCUGUGGCUCUCGCUCAUCCUCGCCCUCAGGUUCUGCCUCAAGCUGCUGCUCUCCUACCACCAGUGGAUGUUCGAGCAGCACGGCAGAGUUUCCAACACCACCAAAGUCUGGGUGACGCUGUUGAGGUUGUUAUCGAGCAGGAAGCCUCUGCUGUACAGUUACCAGACGUCUCUACCUCACCUGCCUGUUCCUGCCAUCAGAGACACACUGAGCAGGUACUUGGAGUCAGUGCGCCCCCUGCUGACGGAUCCGGAGUUUGAACGGAUGACUGAACUGGGGAAUCAGUUCGAGUCCAGUCUGGGAAACCGUCUCCAGCGCUACUUGAAACUGAAAGCUCUGUGGGCCACCAACUAUGUGAGUGACUGGUGGGAGGAGUUCAUCUACCUGAGGAGCCGAGGUCCCAUCAUGGUCAACAGUAACUACUACGGCAUGGACUUUCUGUAUGUGACCCCGACCCCGCUGCAGGCUGCCAGAGCAGGAAACACCAUCACUGCCCUGCUGCUCUACCGCCGCAAAGUCAACCGGGAGGAACUCAAACCGAGUCGUGUUCCAGGUACCGUCAUCCCUCUGUGUGCCGCUCAGUGUGAGAGGAUGUUCAACACAACACGCACUCCAGGAGAAGAGACCGACGUGCUGCAGCACUGGCAGGACAGCGAGUUCGUGGCGGUGUACCACAAAGGCCGCUUCUUCCGCCUGUGGGUGUACCGCGCAGGCCGCCUGCUGUCUCCACGAGAGAUCGAGUUCCAGGUCCAGAGGAUCCUGGACGACUCCUCACCUCCACACACUGGAGAGGAGAAACUGGGAGCUCUCACUGCUGGAGACAGGGUUCCUUGGUCCCACAUCAGGAAGCAGCACUUCGGCUCCGGCAUCAACAAGCGCUCGCUGGAUGCCAUCGAGAGGGCGGCGUUCUUCGUUACGCUGGACGAUCAGGAGCAAGGCAUGAGGGGGGAGGACCCGGCGGGAAACCUGGACCGCUACGCCAAGUCGCUGCUCCACGGGAAAUGUUACGACAGGUGGUUCGAUAAAUCGUUCUCUAUUGUGAUCUACAAGAACGGGAAGAGCGGACUGAAUGCAGAGCACUCCUGGGCCGACGCUCCCACUGUGGCUCACCUGUGGGAGUACACCCUGGCCACAGACGCCUUCCAGCUGGGCUACACUGAGGACGGGCACUGUAAAGGGGAGGUGGACCGCUCGCUGCCCCACCCUCAGAGGCUCCACUGGGACAUUCCCUCGGAG
Molecule: messenger RNA, 1752 nt
Organism: Paralichthys olivaceus (Japanese flounder)
Lineage: Eukaryota; Metazoa; Chordata; Actinopteri; Pleuronectiformes; Paralichthyidae
Source: RefSeq, a predicted model, not a curated record